Molecule: messenger RNA, 3529 nt
Organism: Perognathus longimembris pacificus (Pacific pocket mouse)
Lineage: Eukaryota; Metazoa; Chordata; Mammalia; Rodentia; Heteromyidae
Gene: Rnasel
Product: ribonuclease L
Exons: 7
Coding region: 186-2381 (731 amino acids)
Biological process (GO): mRNA processing; protein phosphorylation; defense response to virus
Molecular function (GO): protein binding; RNA binding; ATP binding
Source: RefSeq, a predicted model, not a curated record
CUUUAAGAACUCCUUACCACCAAAUCAAUGACUGCAGAGGAGAAGAGCUUGAGUUUGACAGGGAACCCCAAUUGGCUUCCAGAGUCAGUGUGCACUUGACUGUAUUAAGGGCCUAAAGAAAUAAGUUUUCAUUUCUCAAGAUUAAAGAAAAAGACAGAAAGUUGUUACCACUGGCAUUUACCAUCAUGGAGACCAAGAGUCAUCAGGAAGAAGAAGCCACGCCUUCCCGCAGGAAGAAUUCUAUAGUAGAAGGAAGUCUUUUGGUGUUGAAAGCUGCUCAAAGGGAAGAUGUGGAUGAACUCCAGCAACUGCUGGAGGGAGGGGCUAACCCGAAUGAGAGUGAGGAAUGGGGCUGGACCCCUCUGCACAAUGCAGUGCAAUGUGGCAGGGAAGACAUAGUUGAACUUCUGCUUCGUUAUGGUGCUGACCCUCAUCUGAAGAAGAAGAAUGGAGCCACACCCUUCAUCAUUGCUGGCAUAGUAGGACAUGUGAAUCUCCUCAAGAUUUUCCUUUCUAAGGGAGCAGAUGUGAAUGAAUAUGAUUCAAAUGGCUUCACAGCCUUCAUGGAAGCCGCUUUGAAUGGUAGGGUUGAAGCUUUAAGAUUCCUUUUUCAGAAGGGAGCAAAUGUGAAUUUGAGGAGAGUGACAAAGGAGAACCAGAGGCUGCUUAAGAAAGGAGGGGCCACUGCUCUCAUGGAUGCGGCUGAAAAUGGCCAUGUGGAAGUCGUGAGAAUCCUCCUUGAGGAGAUGGGGGCAGAAGUCAAUGCCCGUGACAAUAUGGGCAGAAAUGCCCUGAUCUAUGCUCUUGUGAAUAGUGAUGACAAUGUGGAAGAAGUCACUAGCCUUCUGCUGAGCCAUGGGGCUGAUGUCAAGGUGAGAGGAGAAAAAGGGAAGACACCCCUUAUCCUAGCAGUGGAAAAGAAAUGCCUUGGUUUGGUCCAGAUGCUUCUGAAACAGGAGAAUUUAGAGAUUGAUGACACAGACUUUGAGGGCAAAACAGCACUGUGGAUUGCUGUCGAGCUCAAAAUGAGGGAAAUAGUCCACUGCUUGUGUAAUCACAAAGCCAGCUUGAGCUGUGGAAAUCUUAUUGGGAUAGCAAGGCGGAAUUAUGACCAUUCACUUGUCAAGCUUCUUCUCCAGUAUGGAGCUGAAGAACAUGUUCACCCUCCUGCUGAAGACUGGGUAGCCCAGAGCUCACAUUGGGGAAAAUCCCUGAAAAAUCUCCACAGCAUAUACCGCCGACUAAUUGGCAAACUGAAAAUCUUCCUGGUUGAGGAAUAUAAAAUUGCAGACACAUCUAAAGGGGGCAUCUACCUGGGGUUCUAUGAGGGACGAGAGGUGGCUGUGAAGUUGUUCCAGGAAGACAGCAUAGAGGCACAAAAGGAAAUGUCCUGUUUGCGAAGCUGCCGAGAGAGCAGUAACUUCGUGACCUUCUAUGGGAGCGAGAAUCACAAGGGGUGUCUAUAUGUGUGUAUGGCCCUCUGUGAACAGACUCUGGAAGAGCACUUGGAGGUUCACAGAAAGGAAGCCAUGCAGAACCAGGAAGAUACUGUUGCCCAAACUGUCCUAUUAUCUAUAUUUAAGGCUGUUGGAGAACUACACUUGUCUCAUGGAUAUACCCACCAGGAUCUGCAGCCACGAAACGUCUUAAUAGAUGCCAAGGAUGCAGUUCGCCUGGCAGAUUUUGAUCAGAGCAUCAAGGGGACUGGAGAUCCACAGGAAAUCAAGAGAGAUCUAGAGGCCCUUGGACGGCUGGUCCUCUAUGUGGUAAAGAAAGGAGAGAUUCCUUUUGGGACACUGAAGGAUAAAAAUAAUGAAGAAGUGGUUCAACUUUCUCCAGAUAAGGAGACUGAGGACCUCAUUCAUCACCUUUUCUGUCCUGGGAAAAAUGUAACAGACUGUGUUAGCAAUUUGCUGGAUCAUCCCUUCUUCUGGACCUGGGAGAAUCGGUAUAGAACACUUCGGAAUGUGGGAAACAUAUCUGAUAUCAAAAUUCGAAAACAAACAAGUGAAAUCUACGGGCUACUGCAUUCUGAGCCAUCUGUAUCGUACAGUUUUGACAAAUGGACAUCUAAGAUUGAGAACCAUAUUAUGAAAACAAUGAAUGCGUUCUAUAUUAAAAAUGGCAAUUCCUAUCAGGACAUUGUGGGUGAUCUGUUAAAAUUCAUCCGGAAUUUGGGAGAACACAUUGAUGAGAAAAAAAAUGAAAAGAUAAAGAAGACAAUUGGAGACCCAUCCUGUUAUUUUCAGAAGAAAUUUCCAGAUCUAGUGAUCUAUGUCUAUAACAAACUACAGAACACAGAAUAUAGCAAGCAUUUUCCCCAAACCAAUAAGCCAAUGCAGCUGCUGUGUGACAGAGGGGCUGGAGUGAGUGAACCCUGAGUGCUGACAGAGUCUUUCAAGCUCAAGAAGAUAAUGAUUAGCUGUGUAGUUCUUGGUAAAUUGCAACUUUCUAGGCCCAACCAAGCUGUUAGUUUAUGAAGGACCAAUCAGAUAGCUGAUGUGUCUGUUUCUGGCACACUGCAUCCAAUAUACAUCUAUAACAAGCAAUUAACUACACUAGUCCAUUUAGUGGUGCAGCUUCUUGACUGGAACUAGAAGGGAAAUCUAUGAUACCUUUUGUCAGCACAUCAAAGGAAUGAGUGUCAACACCUCAAAUAUUGCAUGUUUUACAACAAUUAUAUCAAGUAACUUUUCCAGUGGCUUUGGAAAACAGAAUUUAUUAUCCCCAUUGAAAAACUCGAGAGUUUGAGCCCUUUGACCCAAACCAUGUAACUUUUGUUGAAUGCUGUAUAAAUGGGCAUGAUUAUUUUUAUCUUCUAUAUGGACAUUUUAAAACUUCAUUCGAAGUCCAAGGUCUUUCUAAUUGGAACCAAACAAACAAACAAAGAAACAUGGCAAAGAGUCCUAGGAAAUUUAUUCAUUCAUUCACUCAACAUUUGUUGAGCAUCAGUACAGUCUAGGCUCUAGUUGCAUGAAUGUUAUUCCUUCUAGAAGAACCUACACUGGUUUUCCAAGACAGUAAUUCUCAACUUGGGGCAUUUGGUCUGAAGACAUUUUGGGUGUCAUAGAUUGUCGGGGGGGCGGGUGGUUUGGAGUGGCCCUACUGGCAUUGAGAAAGCAGAGCCCAAUGAUGCUAGUAAACAAGACAAUCCCACAACAACAAAUCAUUCAGUGGUGCUGAGGUUGAGAAAAGUUGUCUUAUGAGCUCAGGGCUCCAGACUAUGGAGUCUGGAGGAGUGACCCAGGCACAUUUUUUUUCCUACUGGGUUUGUAAUGAGGCUGGGCCAUCUGAUGUCAGUUACUGAAGUUUUCCAUCCAGCCUUACUUCACAUGCUGCAUUCUCAGUGCUGUCUGUAGGUCCCUGAUGUAGAAUCUACAGCCACAUUAGAACAUGUUUCUUUCCACCUCAUGGUUUUGGUUUCUUCACUGAAAUGGGAGCUCCUUAGGGCUAAAGACUAUAUUUUGAAUUUAUUUCUUCACUACCCAGUGAAAUAAUUGUUCUAUUGAUAUCUAUCUAUCUAUCUAUC